GGCGCUGAGGGUCCCGCCCCUGCCCACGCCCCCCCCACCCGCGGGCCUGCGGGCCGGCGGGGGCCGAGCGGAGGGGCCGCUCGCGCUGUCUGCACCAAUCACCGCCCCGCAGUGCAGCGCCCGCCGCCCCGCGUACCGGGCCUGCGGAGGGGCGCUCGGAAAGGGGCAGCGCCUCCACCGAGGAGGGGCAGGAGGAGAAGCUGAGUCCCGCCGAGCCCUCCCGCCGGCCCCGUUCUCCCGGGGCCCCGUCCGCAGUCGGCCGGCCCCUCAGCCGCACCCGUGAAGCGCAGCAGAGCCCAUUCCCGGAGCUCCGCUCCCGGACAGCUGGGCCCUGCCGGCGCCUUGCUCCGUGCUCGGGGCGCUGCGGGCCCGUGGCACCUCAGCCUGGCAGGGCACGGCCCCUGCUGGCCUGUCAAGUGAACAAAGUUGCUGUGUGGAGGACAGGCUGUCUGCCGGCUUAUGGCCACCUUUUGCUCCUGAUGCAACUUUCACUGCACUAAACGGGACCGGAGUGAUGGAUGUUGAGAUGUCCUGUCCCCAGUGAGGUGUUAUAGCCUCUCCAUUCAACACCCCCAGGGGUGUUCAUCCCUUAAAGUGUCUGGUCUGCUCCUGGGCUUGUUGCAGCCUGAACUUGGCAAUAGACUGAGCGUGCGUUGUUAUUUGUGCUUCUCCAUUGGCUUCUCCCUCUCUCCCAGCUCAGGAUUAUGUUUCCCAUCCUCGCUGGCUUCACUGCGCCUGCUGCUGCUUGCUCAUUUUGGAGGUGGCAAAUCUUAGCACUGGCUGAUGACACGAGACACGGCUCUUUUGGAGCAUUUCCCUGCCUGCCUUCCCUCCUCCGUGGGAGAUCCCCCCGCGUGUCACAGAGCAACUGCAUUAUCCUCCUCCAAAUCCCUUUUCUGCUAUGACGUCUGCAGAACACUUGACUGAGAUUAGUCCGUCAUGUGGAGCCUCUUACCCCCCUGCUGACCUGUGCUUCCCCUUCUGCGGUGGCUUUUGGCUUGUGCCUAUUCUCUACGAGUUCUGGAACAUCGGACACAAAGCAGUUCCUUGUUCUCUCUGCUCAGGCGCUAACUUUUCCAUCACAGCUUUCCUUCCUGUGCACUGCCCUCUGUGAUAGUGUCUUUGACGCCUUCUGCAUUUUCCUAAAAAGGAUUUUUCACUGAAUCCUCCUUAGUAUUUUGAGAGGUAGCGAUGAAGCUAAAAAAUUCAUAGCUUCUCAGCACAGCAGCAAGUUCAGUGUGAGGGGCUGACACCUCAGCAUGAGAGUAUCGGAGUGCUCUGGGUGCAUCAUGAAGCCCUGCCUGGACUGCUCUUCAGUGCCUGUUGAUUUUUAUUUAAAGCAGUAGUGUUUUUGUCCUGGGCAGACAGCUCUGUAGUGCCCUGAGUGUGAUCCUGGGGUUCUCCCUCAAGGUCACUGUACACUCGUCCCAGUGAUGUGUGUUUCCUUCAUGCCACCCUGCUUGAAUUUCCUGCUUCCUCCUCACUUGGCAGUGAAUGCCCUUGGAUCAACACCAGUUUGCUGUGACAGCUAGUUGCAGACCGUUGUUCAAACAAGGAAGCAGCAAGGAGCAGUGUGGCCUUGUCACAGCGUUUUGGCGUCAGUGAAGCACAACUGAAAUAGCCUCUGGCGCUGCUGUCAUGUCUUCUGGAGGAUGGUGCCUCGUUGGCAAGAACUCAGAAUUGAUUUUUGAGCAGAAUCAAGAAGCUGGAAAAUAGACAGUGAUGCUGGGAUAGAUUUGAGGUGUCAAGGGUUGUUUCUCCAGUAAUUUGGACCUUUUUGAAGCCCCCGCUUGCCUAAUGCCAUGAAUAUUGCAGUGAAUGAUGUGGAAGAAAAAGCUGUCCAUUCCUGGUCAAGAAUUUCCUCUGCAGGACAGAAAGUGCUGGAGGAAGCCCUCCGAGUCUUCAACCCUAUGUCCAAGGACCUUUCGAGCACAGAGACCCAGCUGGUGGCCUUCAUUCAGGGCCUGAAGGAGGAGGGCUACCGGCCCACCAUUCUGAGAAGUAAGGAUGUGUACGGGUACAGCUCGUGCACGGCAGACACACCAAGCCCGACACAAGAGAGCACCCAGCACAACUGUGCCAGCACUGCUGAGCCCGCUAAGAGUCCAGCUAGAAACACGGCAGCCUUGGCAAAAGUGUCUGCUUCACCGACCAGCGUUUCAAUAAACACUUCAAAAGUCUCUGCUCAGCCCCUCUCUAAAGGGGAUUCCACAAAUCUCCUCUUGAGCUCCUUGAAGCAGACAAGAUCUAGCACAUCCAAAGCUACGGCAGUGGGCUUCCCUGCAGGUGUGUAUCCUGACGUGUAUCCAGCCAUGAGACUCUCGGUGGUUCUGGAAGCUGUGGUGCCGCUGAAAACUACUGUGUCCUGUUUGGAGUCCAAGUACACACAAGGGCAUCUUGGGAUCUCGCCCUCAGACCUCAAACUCCUCAAAGCUUCUAGUCCGCCGAGGCAGUUUUCUUCGGGCAAGACCACUAAAAUAACAGAAGUUAAGGGGUACAAGCGUUCGAUAAAGAAAGCACCAGAUUCUGCCACCCUCACUUUAAAUCUUCCGAAGGGACCAAAGGGUGGAGUGCUGCAGGAGAGCAAUGCUUGCAAAGCCUCCGGAGUCCUCAAUGGAAGAAUUACAGGCAGCUCGUCCCACGGCUGUACCACUGCACCUCAGUCCAAGACCUUGAAAAUCAAAGGUAAGGAACCUCAGGUGGGAAAAAUAGAGUGGAAGGACAGCAGCACUUUCCAGGGGAGUGUUAGGAAGAGGAAAAGAAGUGCUACAGAGGCCAGAGAAGCACCGCAGAGGAAGAAAGCAAAUACCAUUCCUGUGCGAAAUAAAUCUCGACGGGCUCAGAGCACUCUGAACCUGCUGAAAUUCCGGACCAUCAAGGUGGGCAACUCUUCCUCUGACGAUGAAGUGAGGAGGAGAGCACAGAAGAUUCUUAGGGUCAACCUGUCCCCUGUGAUCCGAAUUAAGCCCUUGUCCCACUCUCACAGCGUCCCCUGAGUUUCUUCACUUUGUCACUUUUUUUCAUAAGGAAAAAAUACGAGCCCAGCACCAGAGCAUGGAGAAGUUCAGGAGCGACUGUGGGUCUCUGGUGUCUGGUGAUGUUGUGCCAACGAACCUGCAGACGGAGCAGCUGGCUCUCGCGCUGUUUCUGCCUGUCUACCACUGCUAUGCAGAACUGACUGCAGAAAUACAAACCCCCCUCUUUGGGAACAUGGGAUGGUGACUCUUGCCUGCGGCAAGCCGAGCAGGCCAUGGCAGGGGUAGAACACAGGACUUUAUCAUGACAUUGAUGCACUGUGAUAUUGCUCUUUUUCAAGCUGUACAUUUACUGGUUUUAUUUUGAUCAGAUUUUAUAACUUUAUAUGUCUAUAUAUCCAUAUAUGUGCAUAUAGCCCAGAAACUGUGGGAAGAUGCACUUCUCCAUCCCUCUGGGAUUGGGUUUGAUAGCUUUUGUUCCUCCUCCCCUUCAGUCAGUCUUUUGUUGAGAGGUGCCAGGAUUUCUCUGUGAUUCAGUGUUGUGACAGUCUGUUCUGGGCUCUCUGGAGCAGCUCGGAGGCAGGCAGAGUUAGAGCCGCUCAUUUGUCUCUAGAAAUGCCAAGCAAUUUGGACAAUUACCAGCUGACAGUUUAUAGUUUUAAUCAUGUUUUCGGUAUUACCUCUGCAUAAGAGUUGGGGGGUGUUACAGGGCUGUUGCCUGCGAGUCUGCCUGACAUCUCUAGGUGCCUCCUCUGUUCAUUGGUAGCAGAAGCUCUGAGCUCAUGAUAGGAAUUUGCCUCCAAACAGUGAUUCCUCCUCAGAACGUGGUGUUGCUCCACUCUCCUGUACCCCAGGUGCAAAGGUAGAACAUGAACUGUGACUGUUAGAGCCAAAGAGCUGGAGUUGUUAAUAAGAAUUGCAGGAAGUGUCCCCACCAUAUCGUUGCUUUGCUGUUGCUGAGUGUUUCAGGAGCAGGUUCUAGGUGCUGGUAGAGAAGACACAGGCUGCGUUUGAAUGUAUUAGAUUCAUCUUGCUGGUCCCAGAGCUCGGGGGGAUGCUUGAGAGUGAAUUAAAGCAGAAAAGCAUAAGAGCUGAGAGGUUGUAUGCCAGCACUUAAAUGUAGAGAGUUUUUUUUCUGUCAGUGUGUGGUGAUGAAGUAGGAAGGGAGACAGGCACCGUGUUGGGAUGGGUGACGGCUUUGCUGUGCCAUGUGGGAUGUUGUGAGAAGGUGUGUGGCAGGUGUGAAAGCUCCCAGAACGCAGGCUCUGUCUGUCCCCAGGAGGCACUGCAGAACUGCAGAACCACCGCAGCUGGGCUGCGUUAGCCUUCCUGCAUCUGGGACACGCUGUGAGAGAUGAACACAGACUGCAUGCAUGGGUCUGCUCUCCACAGGAGAGGACUCACAAACUCCCGGAGAAACAUGUGUUGGAGUGGUCGGUGCUGCAGCUAUCACCUGGAAGGAGUGGCCUCUUGAUGAGAUGAUUGGUAUUGGGAUACUGCAAAAGCAGAAGCUGGUGGUUUGGGGAGAGGGAGCAGUGUCAGGCCAGGCAUGGGCACAGCUCUUUAUGCCACUGUACGUUCAGAUCUCUGCGGCAGCGGGACAGUAAUCCACUCGUUCUUUCACCAGCUCACAAUACCCCUUUCUGACCUAGUAAUCUCUGUGGACAUUGGCUGAAGAGAUGAGCUCCCUGGGGAGCCCCAGAUCUUUGUGUUUCAGCCCCUCCCUAGCACCUGGCUGGAUUCCAGCGCUUUGUAAAAGGGGUCAGUGUCUGAGAGCUCGGAGAGGAGAACUAUGGCGCGGAGAGGAGAGGGGAGGUUCACAAGGGAGUGAGACGAGGAUUCUCUCCCCUCACCCAGUUAGCCCAGUGCUGUGAGUGGAGUGGUGGUUCUCUCUUGAAGGAUUGUUGCAGGCUCUGAGUCAUAUUCUUGAGUUCUGUGUGGUUUUACUGUGCAUAUCUGAGCUGCUGUCAGAGAUUGUAACUUGCAGUGUUAGGGACUGACCUGUGAACGCCGCUGGUUGGCUGCAGAGGAGGAAGAGAUAUUUUCUUCUGCUCCUGUGUUUUAAAAUGCCCUGGCAGAGAGUUCCCUGCCCUGACGUGAUGCUGGAGGAACAGGGGCCCUCCAUCACUGUUAAGUGGCCAAAAAUUGCUUUGUCCCUUUUGUUCCCACUCCUUCAGUCCUUUCUCAUUCCCACGGUCUCAAGUGCCAGGUCUUGAAGUCUCGCACUGGAGUUUCUCUUUCUGGCUGUUUCCUGAGGAGGGCUCUGAACUCCUGCCUGCGGUAUCUCUGUCUGACGGGCUACUCAGCGGCUUCCCCUGUUCCCAGCCCCUUAUAAGGACACUGAGAGCUCUCUCUGGAGCCUCUUCAUGCAGCACAGACAUCUCAGCUGAGCGCCUGGCCUCUGGUGGGAAAAACAACCAUGCAUCAACAAGGCUAAACUCAGGCUGAGGUUGCUUUUCCUUCAGCCUGAGCAGGAAGCCAACCACCUGAGGCCAGCUUAUCAGGCCACAUCCCUCCUCUUUGCUGUGUUUCUUCCUCUAACUGCCCUGCUGCCUGCCUCCCCGCUCUUCAUCACCUUGUCUUUCACAGCAAGCAUCUUUGCCAGUCAGGGACUUGGCCUGUACUGUUCCAUAGCGCAUUCAGCAGAACAUGCUGCCUUAGCGCUGUGAUGCUUUGCUGGCACCGAGCUGAGUUCUGCAAAUGAUGGCGACUGCUCACUCAGUGGCCUUCCCAGGCCACCAGCAAGAGGUCCUCUGUGUUAGAUUUAUAGUUGGACUCGAUAAUCUUAAAGGUCUUUUCCAAGCUAAAUGAUUCCAUGAUUCUGAGAGGCAUGCAUUAGAAAUGCUUCUGUGUCACUGAGGCUCCUGCCAAGGAAGCAAGCACCCCAAAGCUCUGCUCGGGGACUUGCCCAUCAUCAGUCCAGUCUCUGUCAGCUCUUGUGCACGUUUCUAACAAAUCACAGGGCCCCUGAGCCUCUGGGCAGCACCGGAGCUCAAUUGUGUGUCCUCCUGAUGUCUCCUCUUUCCCGUCACGGGUGGUUUGGGAACUUGGCUGGAAGGAUUGCAACUUAUUAUUCACAGAGGGGCUGUAAAUGUGCCAAUGUCAGCAACUGCUGCCUGUCAUCCAGUGCUGGCAGACGCGGGGCCUGCAGCCUGUUGGUGGUUGGCUCUGCCGUCCUUCAUCUCGUGGCCGGGUGCGGGUGCUCCUGGCAUCCUGGGCCUUCAAUGCUGAUGUUCAGGAGGCUGCAGAAGGGACUGUGCUGUGGACGCUGCUGUCUAGUGUUUAGGGAAGAUGAAAGGUUUAGUCAAACCAGGCCUGCUUAAGACCUGAUUUAACCAGAGAUUUCCUCCAAAAGUCCCUUUCCACCCUGUUAUUCUGUGACAGCAGCAUGACACUUGCCUUCCAGACUACUGUGCAGCAUUAACUGGUGAGGUGCUCAGAAAUGCUUUGCCUGGAGUGCUGUGGUCUCUGCUGAGCGUGCUGUGUGCAGGUUGUUCAGACCUGUUUCUGUAUUAGUCACUUUGAAUUCAUCCAAGUGCCUAACCUGGCCUAUGCUCUUCCUGGGCAUCGUGACAGCCAAGAGCUUUAGAGACUCCCUUAGGAAUGCUUUUACCACAUGGAUUUGUGCCACUGUCACUUUGAGAAAUGAUUCAGCCCAUGGUCAAAGGGCUGUUCUUCUAACUGCGUUUGUGGAAAUAAUUUCUCCUUUUAUUCAGCUGCCAAGAAGUGAAGAGUUUAUGCUUCGCCUGCACCAGACAAGGUCCUUGAGCUUCCUGCAUGCUUCAGAUGUCCGUCAGUGAGAUCCGUGGGGAGAGCAGUUUGUCCAGCAGGCAGCUGAAGGGGAAGCUGACAUCAGAUACUGGUUGAAAUCACAUUGUUAAUUGCUAGAGAUGUUUCGAAGCUCAUGUCCACUGUGGUCAGAUUUUAACUUCUGUCACUGCUUUCAGUUGGAGAAGUUUCUCCUUGUCCUCUUCUCUGCAAGCCAUGUAGCACGGUACUGUUGCUUCACCACCAUUUGUGUCCCCCCAGAGCCAGCUGCUGUAGCAAUCCUUGUACAGAAUUUCUUAAGCACUUUUCUGCAACAUAAGAGAGCAUAAUUUUGUUAUUCCUGUUUUUUAGCCCACUGGUGGUAUUUCCAUGCGAGGAGGAAGUGUGCUUUGGAGCGUUGUGAGCACUGGCAUAGUCGGAUCCUGCUCAGACCAGGGCAUCUGCUGCCCAGCCUGCAGCACUCCUGCUCACAGGGCCAGGGGUGUGGACCACCAGGCCCCCCUCAUACACCAGCAGCACUUCUCCACUGAUGGAGCUGGUGCAAGUCCCCUGGAACCAGCUGCGGCAGGAGCUGGAGUUUGGGGAGUUGAGCACAGAAUUUGGGCCACUUCAGUUGUGGCUUGUGCCGUGUUCAAGAGAAGACCAUGGCAGAAGGUAGUCAUUCCAGCUGCUCUCCCCAUUGGGUCCAAGUUCCCUGCUCAGGCUGGGAGCUGGGCCUUUGGCCAUGGUACAAAGGAUGUGUGGGACUGGAGAGAAGGUUUGUCUCUCAGCUGCAGCUGGACAAUUUGAUGUGAGCUGGACAGCUUCCCAGGCAGGAGAGCAGGUUUCAGUGGGAGGACCCAUGUUUUGGCUGUGGUUGACGGGGUCCUUGGUGAGCCGUGUGGAGCACGUGCUGUUCAAGCAGGUUGGUUGGUUUGUGUGGAAGUGACAGUUUCUGUUUCAGUCUUCAAAAUGACAUCGGCCUGUUUGCUUCUGUGGUCAAACAGGGAUGGCUUUCCAUGAUCUGAGGUGGCCUGAGGAGAGGGGGGCUGUUUGGGGCACCUCGCACCUUCUUGAUGGUGCUGCAGCCCUUGGCUUUGCAGGGUGGCUGGGCUGGCAGCAUCUGUGGAGAGGGCAGCAGGACAGGUUGCUCCUAGGCCCUCCUGUUUGGGACUCUGUGCUAGGAAGCAGCACGCUUGAGUUUUCCUCUCCUCACAGCCUGUUCCUUUGUGGAGCUGGAUGCCAUUAGGAAGGUGCGAGGUGCCUCGCUGGCUGGUGGAGCAGAGACCUUGUCCCAGAAGGCAGGAGAGCCAGCCCUCGUUCCUAGGUCAGCCCUGAGUGUCUAAGUGAACCCUGUCUUUAGCCGUGAGACUGCUGGCACUUGCAGGUUGACCAGCUGCUGUCUCUGAAGCCAUAGUGCUGAGGCCAAGACCCCUCAGUUUGCUUAGGAAGAUCAAGGAGGUCUGGUGAAACAGUGAGGAACUAGGAUUAAGGGAAACCAGAGAUGCCAGCAGCACCUGGCUGGCCAGUUUCUACUGCAGGAGGAGAUAUGCAAACAGAGAACUGUCUGGCAUGCUGUAGCCCUGCCUCCACUCUGUCCCUGCCUGGCUGAGGGAGCCAGUCGUGCUGUGUCUGGCAGCACGAUGCAGGCACAGCUGCUGCUGGUUCUGGAGCACAGGCAAGGGGGUGCCCUCUUGGAGCAGGUGCCCCACCUGACCCUUGUUUUUUGUCCUUCAUCAUUCGCACAAAGUGACCCUGCUCUGGUGGCCAUGGGGAAAGCAAACUGCUCCCGGGCUGACAGAGCUCCCCACCCGUGUGUGCUAAGUUGUACCCUGGAUGCCCUCACAGGGCAGGUAGCACUUUCUCCAAUUAGCAUCUGAAAUACCUUCCCCUUUGGAGGCCGUUAGGCCUUGUCCCGGGGAGUGCCUUAAAGGCCUUAUUAUCGUCUGGGACUCUCUGCUUGUCUAAAUUAGCCCUUCCUGUUCCUGUUGCUACAGGCAGCCCCUGUGGGAGUCUGGUGAUUCCCACAGACAGUGAGGCACGCAGUGCUGUUGUAAAUGAGAAGGUGCUGCAAAGCUACCCCAGAAAUACCUCCCCUCCUGCCCCUGCUCUGCCACACUGCCCAGGCCUUGGGACGGGAUGAAACGACUGGUGGUGUUCAUGGUGGGGAAGGUACAGGGUGUUACGCUGAUCCCUCUCCUGGUUCCCAGUGCAGCACUCCUGAGGAGUGGCAUUUUCCAAGCAGAGGCACAGCUGCCACUCUGAGGGAUGUGGGGGCUCUGUGUGGGCACUGCCCGGCCCCUCGUACUCGUCUCCACCAACCAUCAUCUCGGAGAACUGUCUCCACGCCACAGUGUGACCGAUCUGCUCUGGCUCGGACUGUCCCCUGGCAUUCUGGUGUCCGUAGCUAUGGCCGGGGAGCAGUGACCGCAGCCCGUGGGAGGGCGAGUAACAAACUUUUGUAUGGUGAAUUUACAACAACUUGACCAUCUUGUUCUUGAGUGAACUUUUUACUGUUUCAUUUGUUUGUGUAGAAUGUUCCUGAAGCUAUAUUAAUAUUUAGUGUUUAAUAUGAGGCUGGGCUCCACUCUCAGUGUUGUAUAUUUUGGAAUGGCGUUGUUUAAUGAAAAGACAGCGUUAAUAUUGUUCUGCUCUUCGGAGGGAAUGGGACAAAAACCGGACUGUCUUCUUUUCCUAAAUGAUGUGAACUUUUUGUUAUGAAGUCCUAGCAGGCGUCCAGCCCUUCAGUAAAAUGGU
Messenger RNA from Cuculus canorus (common cuckoo), 9479 nucleotides. RefSeq names its product coiled-coil domain containing 71 (gene CCDC71). The coding region runs from base 1803 to 2996 and encodes 397 amino acids. The record is from RefSeq and is a predicted model, not a curated record. The transcript is spliced from 2 exons. Lineage: Eukaryota; Metazoa; Chordata; Aves; Cuculiformes; Cuculidae.